Messenger RNA from Episyrphus balteatus (marmalade hoverfly), 1773 nucleotides. RefSeq names its product puff-specific protein Bx42 (gene Bx42). Lineage: Eukaryota; Metazoa; Arthropoda; Insecta; Diptera; Syrphidae. The coding region runs from base 100 to 1665 and encodes 521 amino acids. The record is from RefSeq and is a predicted model, not a curated record. The transcript is spliced from 3 exons. Gene Ontology annotation, biological process: mRNA splicing, via spliceosome. Gene Ontology annotation, cellular component: spliceosomal complex.
AUCAAAAAUUGAUGUCUUUUCUUUUUUAAUCCAGUGCAAAGAAGUUUUCCAAUUUUCGAUUUACAAUUUACUAGCUGCAUGUUAGUUUAGAAAUAAAAGAUGUGGGACGUUGUUAAUAAACAAAUAAUGUCUUCCAGAGACGAAAGUGAAAAAUUAUACAUGACGACGAACAAAAUGUCAGUACCACCACGCUACACUGAACGACAAAAUUGGAUACCCAGAACCGAAGCAGACUACAAUGAUGGUGGUGCUUAUCCAGAAAUUCAUGUUGCCCAAUAUCCACUUGAUUUGGGACUCAAUAAUCAAUUACAGAAAAAAGACAACACCUUGGGAUUUCAAUUAGAUGAGAAUGGCAAAACAGACUACGAUGUUAUCGCCAAGCAUGAUCAUGCACCCAAUAAAAUUGUCUAUUCAAAUAUUUCACAACUUCUACCUGAUGUCUUGAGCGAAGGUAAAGACUUGCAAAAGCCAAAUGCCGAAACCCAGGAAGAAACAACAGAAGCCACUCGACGUGCAUUAGAAAAGUUAACUAGUCAAAAGAUUAACGCAGCGAUGCCAUGUAGACAAGUGGGCAAAGCCAACAAUGCCCAAUGGCUAAGGUUUACCUCGGUCCAGCAGGGACAUGAGUUCAAUUCGGGUGCCAAACAACGAGUUAUCAAAAUGGUAGAGGCCCAAGUGGAUCCAAUGGAACCUCCCAAAUUCAAAGUAAGCAAAAAGAUACCUCGCGGACCGCCAUCUCCGCCCGCGCCAGUGCUGCAUUCACCAUCUCGCAAAGUCAGUAUGAAGGAACAAAAAGAGUGGAAAGUUCCACCUUGCAUUUCGAAUUGGAAGAACGCCAAGGGUUAUACUAUUCCUUUGGACAAGAGGUUAGCAGCCGAUGGUCGGGGGUUACAGCAGCUUCAUAUCAAUGAGAAGUUUGCAAAAAUGGCUGAAGCGUUGUAUAUAGCCGAUAGGAAGGCUCGAGAAGCUGUGGAAGCUCGGGCACAGCUUGAGAAGAGAUUGGCUCAGAAGGAGAAGGAUAAGAAGGAGGAUAUGUUGCGUGUAAUGGCGCAGAGAGCUCGUGAGGAGAGAGCUGGUCUCCGUUUGCCUGAAGAAGACAACUACGAAAUGAAGCAACGUGAUGAAUUGCGAGGGGAAAGACAUAGAGAUCGUACAAGAGAAAAGAAUCUGGGUCGUGCUGGUCCAGAUAAGCGAUUGCGACUCCAACGUGAACGAGAGCGUGAUAUAACCGAAUUGAUUGCUCUUGGCAAAUCAGCCAAAGUUGCAUCGAAUAACGAAGCACAAUUCGAUCAGAGAUUGUUUAAUAAAACUAAAGGAAUGGAUUCUGGAUUUGCUGAUGAUGAAGCUUACAAUGUUUAUGAUAAACCAUGGCGUGAUUCAACAUCGCUGGCAUCACAUUUACAUAGACCCAAGAAAGACAUGGAUUCGGAUACAUAUGGAAUGGAAUAUAAUAAACUAAUUGCCACUAAUAAAUUUGUUCCCGAUAAAGAAUUCUCAGGUGUGGAGAGAUCAACAGAAAAGAAUGUGAGACGUGCUCCAGUUCAGUUUGAGAAAGAAGAUGAUCCCUUUGGUUUGGAUCAGUUUCUUAAUAUGGCUAAAAAGGCUACAAAGAGAAAUGACAAUGAAGAGCAAUUCUUUGAUAGUAAGCGAAACAAAUUAGGUUAGAAAUUAGUUUGAAAAAAAAAGAAAAAAUUAUUAUGUACGUUUGCUUAUGAAAAUUUAAAUAAAAACAAAAAUUGGAACUUGUAUAUUCCAAUGGGUAGAUUUAUUAAA